CAAUGUAUGUAUUUAUUCUUUUUAAAUAGGUUAUUAGUGCUGCCAUCUAUCGGUGGAAAGAGAAACAGACGCUCUCUGGCAUGGCGGAGUGACUCUCUGGAGGAGUUUUUACUUUAACUAAAAAAAAGGAAAGAAAACAGCGUUAAAAUCCGUCGAAAGACAAAUACAGGUACUCGAGAUGCAUCCGGAUCUGUCGCCACAUUUACACACUCCUGAGUGCAAUGAACUGAUUUUGCUGCUCAAGCAGUGUCACAAAGAGCACAACGUCCUCCGCUUCUUUGGAACGUGUAAUGACAUGGAUCGAUUGAUGAGGGAGUGUCUCAAAAGAGAGUAUCAGGCGAAUCGAGAACGCAGCCGAGCUCAUGCCGAGGAGAUGAAGCAGCGGAUCCGGGAAGGAACGAAAGCUCAACCAUGAGAGGGAAUUUUUGAAAAGUAGAAAAUGUUAAAUAUAUUCAGGACAUUUCCUUUUUUUUUUUUUUUUUUUUUAAAGACUUCAUGGAUGGAUAACAUCCUGGAGAGGACUUUUUUUUUUUUGACACACCGUGGACGUGCAAGAAAUUUAAUUCACUCAUUCAGAAAUGAAAUAAUAGACUGCAAUAAUAAUUUUCUCCAAAUCCUGUUGAUUGGUACAAAUACUUUCAGACAGGAACCACAUAUUAAUAUUAUUUUGACUGGAUAACUUGGUCUCACACUGCUGGUUAAAAUGCACUUGAAAACAAUGUUAAGGAUCAAAGACAAUUAAAGAAAUACAUCAAAAACACCAAAACAACAA
Molecule: messenger RNA, 772 nt
Organism: Clarias gariepinus (North African catfish)
Lineage: Eukaryota; Metazoa; Chordata; Actinopteri; Siluriformes; Clariidae
Gene: cmc2
Product: C-x(9)-C motif containing 2
Exons: 4
Coding region: 179-415 (78 amino acids)
Cellular component (GO): mitochondrion
Source: RefSeq, a predicted model, not a curated record